Messenger RNA from Danio aesculapii, 1734 nucleotides. RefSeq names its product synaptosome associated protein 23.1 (gene snap23.1). The coding region runs from base 324 to 1037 and encodes 237 amino acids. Gene Ontology annotation, cellular component: SNARE complex; plasma membrane. NCBI's taxonomy places the organism in Eukaryota, Metazoa, Chordata, Actinopteri, Cypriniformes, Danionidae. Gene Ontology annotation, biological process: synaptic vesicle fusion to presynaptic active zone membrane; exocytosis; synaptic vesicle priming. Gene Ontology annotation, molecular function: SNAP receptor activity; syntaxin binding. The transcript is spliced from 8 exons. The record is from RefSeq and is a predicted model, not a curated record.
CACUGCCAUAACUAGUCCGAAGGAAUGUAGGGAAGAGUUUGGAUCAGCGCGGACAAUAAACACAUUCAAAAGACAGUCCAAAGACCGACUGAUCGAUCGUCAGUCAUAUCCUUCUCUUCUUCCGGAUUCAACUUUAGUAAGUAAGUUAGCGAGAGAAACGUUGAGCUCGAGAUUGAGUCCAGUUUUGACAAACAAGAGGAUGGUAAUGCGUUUCUACUUCCCCAAAGCGGAACUGAACACAAGACCAACUCAACAACCACUGCCUUAACUAAACAAACACACUUUUACCUGUAAGUUAGCGGUAAAGAACAGCGUGAAACAUCAUGAGUAAACAACCCCAGAGCGUGGAACUUAAGGUCACCGGAGGAGAGGCGAACUUGGACACCAGCAAGAUGGCCGACAUGACAGUAGAAGACAUCACAAUGAGAGCCAACCAAGUUACAGAUGAGUCACUUGAAAGCACUAGGCGGAUGCUACAGAUGGCAGAGGAGAGUCGGGAGACGGGGGUCAAAACAAUGACCAUGCUGGAUGAGCAGGGAGAGCAACUGAGGCGAGUUGAUCAAGGAAUGGAUCAGAUCAAUCAGGACAUGAGGCAGGCAGAGAAGAACCUGACGGAUCUAUCCAAAUGCUGUGGUCUGUGUGUGUGCCCAUGUGACAGAGUGACCUCCAUUGAGCAUGAUGGGAGAUAUAAGCGGACUUGGGGCACCGGGAGCGACAACUCUAGCACAGAGGGAAAAGAGGGUGGCGUUGUAUCCAGCCAACCGACUGCUGUUCGUAAUGGACAGGCUGUUUCGGGUGGAUCAUCGGGUGCCUCUGGCCCCUACAUCAAGAGAGUAACAAAUGAUGCUCGAGAAGAUGAGAUGGAGGAGAAUCUGGACCAGGUGGGCAGCAUCAUUGGCAAUCUUAAAAAUCUGGCUUUGGACAUGGGCAAUGAGAUCGACAAACAAAACAAGACCAUUGACCGUAUCACUGAUAAGGCUGAUAUGAACAAAGCUCGCAUUGAUGAAGCCAACCAGCGAGCCACCAAACUUCUGUAGAGAAUAGACACUGCCAGCAUCGCUCAGGAGCCUGAUUGUUUAAUCGCAAACACACACAUACUCUCAAACACACACUUUUUGCUUCACAGUGAUGAAUUCCUGCAAGUGAGUAAAGUUCCUUAAAUGCCAUCUGUGCCUUUUAUUGUAGUCUUUGUUCUAUUGUAAAUAGUUAGACACACACACACACACACAGAUAUAAUACAGAGCCUCCUGUACAAUCCAAAAUCCAGUCUCACCCUUAAUAUAGAAGGAAAACACGAUGGAUGCACCGAGUGCAGUUGUUUUUGCUGUCUGUAAUGGAUUGAGUCUAAUCUGUGGGGAUGGUGAUGGAUUUGGUCAGUCCCUCUGUCUGCACUUGAGUCAACAUGGCUGAACGUUUCACUAAUCUGAAUGAGGGGCCAAAGACUUACGACAGAUCUUUUAAUGUCCUUGUAUGCUGCCCUUAUAGUCGUUAAUGUAUGUUUGGGCUAAUCUUGUAAUGUUUGGUUUUUUUAUGUUAUUUUUCUUUGUCUGUGACUGAUUAUGCUCAUAUUUAAUUAUCUAGAGACAUUAAUAGGCCUUGUGAAUACAGUUAGUCCUGUUCAUUGUGUGGGGCGUAAUGUAUGGUAGCGUUCAUUUUGAUGGCAAAAUUUACCAUGCUGUAUAGGAAUAGGACAUUUCAAUAUAUUUUAUUUCUAAUAAAGCUGGUAUAACAUUU